AUGGCGCACAGCAGCCUGUGGGUUUUCGAUCCGGAGCUGGCGGAGCAUUUGCAGGUGGUGGAUGGCCUGGACUUCAAGCUGAAGGAGAAAUCUCCUGGCCAGUCCGUGCAGCUCAGCGAUUUCUUCGUGAUCCAGGGGCUGGAGGACUCGCAGUGCUCGGAGCCCGAGCGCUUCUACGUCUACCGGUACUCGAGCCUCGCGGGCAGGGCGAACAAACUGCUGGAUGGGCCGUGCACCGAGGAGGCCAUGCGCCAUGCUUCCGCUCAAGCCUUGGGACGUUUUAAGGGCCUUGGUUAUAGCCCGCAAGCUGCGCUGCCCUGCGAGCACCAGUUGUGUUUGCCAGCAAAGAAGGAGGAGAAGGCGCGCUGGCAGUACUACGUGGAUGACUGCGUGGACGGCAAGCGCCGGGGCUGGCACCCCUUCGAGGCCAAGGCGGCAGCGCAGGUGGAGGAGAUUUACCGCAGGAGCCGAGAGAAGGUGGUUUCUUCCAGUUUGUUUUCCUACACAGUGGACUUGGCCGCGGGCACCCAGAGGAACACCAAGACCGGCAAGGUGCGCCAGAUCCGCCGACUGCCAACUCAGCCGGUGAGAAAAGCACCCACCAAACGUCCAGGCGGCGUCUCGGAGAAGCUGAAGGUGAAGAAGACCAUAACGAAGGCGGCUGUGAAGGGCCGGGCCACAAAAGCAGCUAAGCUCGGAAGACCCAAGGCCGCCACAGCUGGGAAAUCUGUGAAGCCGAAAUCGAAGGCGAAGCCGAUGAAGCUCUCGAAGCCGAAAGUCUGCUCCAUUGCCAGCGGCCCUCGUGCGAAAUCUUUGGUCUGGUGCGGCAAGAAAACGAAGACCUCGACUGGCUUGAAGAAGGAAGACAUGACGAAGAACAAGUUUGGGAGGCUGGUGAGCAAGCGCCGGUCGGCCGCAGGGCGCACGGCCUUUGGCCGCGUGAGCCGAUGGAUCGCCGCCUGCAAGCAGGCGAGAGCUGAGCUGGGCAUCACGGGCUUCGUGGCCAUCACGAAGGGCUCUGAGCUGUAUGAGAAAGCCAAGGAGUUAUACCCGCAUGUUCAGCCACAUGUGCUUGGGUGA
Messenger RNA from Effrenium voratum, 1080 nucleotides. The record is from the annotation of a GenBank genome assembly. Lineage: Eukaryota; Dinophyceae; Suessiales; Symbiodiniaceae.